Falco peregrinus (peregrine falcon) is the source of this 4292-nucleotide messenger RNA. RefSeq names its product nudix hydrolase 4 (gene NUDT4). Gene Ontology annotation, cellular component: nucleus; cytoplasm. Gene Ontology annotation, biological process: diphosphoinositol polyphosphate metabolic process; adenosine 5'-(hexahydrogen pentaphosphate) catabolic process; diadenosine hexaphosphate catabolic process. The transcript has 5 exons. Bases 318 to 863 code for a protein of 181 amino acids. NCBI's taxonomy places the organism in Eukaryota, Metazoa, Chordata, Aves, Falconiformes, Falconidae. The record is from RefSeq and is a predicted model, not a curated record. Gene Ontology annotation, molecular function: bis(5'-adenosyl)-pentaphosphatase activity; endopolyphosphatase activity; diphosphoinositol-polyphosphate diphosphatase activity.
CGGUGCGCGCGGGCGCAGGAAUGUGCGUUACAGUUAAAUAGUGGGCGCAGGGGCGGCCGCCGCGGUGCUCGCGGCCGGCGGCUCAGGGUCGGGCCGGGCGGCGAGGCAGCCUCCAUGGCGCGGCGCGGCUCCUGGGGCGGUGGCAGCCGCACGGCGCUGCUGUGACGGGAGCUCGGCGGCUGGGACUGGCCUUCCGCCUGCCCCACUCCUGAGCGGGGGCCCGCGCCGGCGUCCCGGGGGCGCGGCGGCGCUCCGAGAGCGGAGCCGUGGCGGCGGCAGCGGCAGCGGCCGGGGGCAGCCGGCGUGUCACCGCCUCUAUGAUGAAAUUUAAGCCGAAUCAGACGCGGACGUACGACCGGGAGGGCUACAAGAAGCGGGCGGCGUGCCUCUGCUUCCGCAGCGAGCGGGAGGACGAGGUGCUGUUGGUAAGCAGUAGCCGAUACCCAGAUCAGUGGAUUGUACCAGGUGGAGGAAUGGAACCAGAAGAAGAGCCAGGGGGAGCAGCUGUCAGAGAGGUGUAUGAAGAGGCUGGAGUAAAGGGAAAGCUAGGCAGGCUGCUUGGGAUAUUUGAGCAGAACCAGGAUCGGAAGCAUAGGACGUACGUUUAUGUUCUUACUGUGACAGAAAUACUGGAAGACUGGGAGGAUUCAGUUAAUAUAGGAAGGAAAAGAGAAUGGUUUAAAGUAGAAGAUGCAAUCAAGGUCCUUCAGUGUCACAAGCCUGUUCAUGCAGAGUACUUGGAAAAACUGAAACUGAGCUGUUCACCCACUAAUGGAAACUCUGUGGUUCCCCCUCUUCCAGACAAUAACUCCUUAUAUGUCACUUCUGCACAGACUUCUGGGUUGCCCUCUACUGUGAGAUAAACACUUGGAUUACCUUUUUAUUCAUGUCAUCACAAAGGGGAGACAUCUGUGAUCACGUGUAGGCAUCUGUAUAACUGUCGGUUCUAAGUGAAAUAUGUGAAUGUGUCAUAAUGUCAGAUUUAUUUGAACAUGUUUUUUCCUUUUUAACAAUGUAAAAUAGUAUUUCAGCAAACCAAAGCCAUAUAUGGAUUUUUUUUAAGAUGCCUUAAUAGGCCAUUUUUAAAAAAAAAACAAAACAAAACCAAACAAAACAUAAACUUGAGUAUAUUAAAUUUCCAUAUCUGCUAAAAUAAAAUAUGCAUCUCAGUGGUGUUCAGCUUAUUUAAGAUUUAGUCAGUUUUAGUCAGUAGUUCUGCAAGAGUACUUGCUUAGAAAAAAGCUUGAGCAAAUAGUCUUAUAUUAAACUCUUACUUGGUAUCCGCAGAUGAAGCGCUAAGAUCUUAAGAUGGCAGUAUUUGGGUAAAUGGGUGUGUUGAAGGCAGAGAUGCGUUAAGUGUGACUGCAAUAAAGGACUAAACCACAUUCAGCCUGUCAAGAGCAAAGGAUACCGACACUAAGCACUGCUUGCCUCAAUUAUCCAAAAGGUUGCCUUGUCCUAUGCAAUCUUCACAUAAUGUAUAACUAGAGCAAGAACAAUAACUUUGUCUUGCAACUACCAAAACUAUACUGUUGCUUCAUCACUUGGUCAGCUGAUGAACUGUCAGAAGACUUACAUGAAAAGCAUUGUAGGUCCCUCUUGCCCCAUUUGGUUUUUUCCCUUUUAUUAGCAUUUUGAUAAGUAUCUUGUUCAUGGUAUAAUUACACUGCAGGUUCCAAAAACUUCUAAUCUUCAAGGAGAAGCAUCACGCAAUGUUCCUGCAGUCUGUUGUAAUUUAAAAAUGUUUAGAGGAAAGUAAGGCUUACCCUUAUGCUACAGAUAUGUAUGUCAUCUUAGCAUGCGUGUGUUGAGGUGUCUGGCCCAGCAGAAGCUAGCAGUGGUACCUCCUGGCCUUGGAGACAGGUGGGUUGAUACUUACUUACACUAGUGGAAAAGUAAUAUUCCUUUGUCUUGCUCUGAAGGUCUGCUGAAAGCCCUAGUUUGAAGUUAACUCUUAAAUACUUCAGUUUUACUGGUUUAACACCCAAUUGCUUUAGCUUCUUGAAUUAAAAGCUGGCCUCUUGAUAAAAACUCCAUUGGAAUAAAUGAGGUACAGCUGACAACUUCCCUGUUCUGAACUAUUUUCUUUUUUUUUUUUUUUUUCAGCCAAUAACAUGAAAACUAAAUCCACUCUUGGUCUUAAUGCUUUUACCAUAGGAUUACUCUCUCUAUGUAUGUGCGUGUGUAUGGUUUCUUCUACAGGAACACAAAUCUAAUUCAUACGAGUGUCCUAAUUAUGAAUUUUUUCUAGGAUCUAAACCCAGCUGUAACUCCUCUAUAGCCAGCCAAACCAGAGGCUGAGGUAGACCGCUACCUCAUAUGUGAAAUUUAUUCUGGGUAAAGCUCAUGCUCUUACACAACAUUUGAACUUUUGUAAAUAGUCCAACUAGUAAAUAGUGAGUGUAAAAUGGAAAAUAAAUGUAAUUUAAACCUUUUGUUACUCAGUACACAAAUGGUUAACUUCUACUUUUUUAACACAAAUUGUGUAAAAUGCUGCUAUGAAUUUUCUUGUGCUGUUACACUUUUUUAGGAAAAACCGUUGCCACAAGUUACUCCUUAGAAAACUUACCCUGUGCCAUAUGUAAAUGCAGUUAAAUUAGGGAGGCAGAUGAUCUGAUCUCUUGAUGCUGCUCUCUUUGAAGAGGCAUAAAUACUACUGACAAGAGGCAUGAGCCGCAAAGCUGAAGACUUCUGAAAUGUUGGGUAGGAUGCUGCUUUCCAUCCCUGUAUCUCCUAUUCCAGGUCGCUUUCAGAACUGGAACAAACACACAAGUCUGUUCAGGUGCACCUUAGAGGUGGAAGUAUCGUUUCAGUCAUGAGGUGGAGGGCUGGGAAAGGAGCGUUGAUGCUUCAGUAGCACACACAGGCAUAUGCAUACUUUAUACUGACCCUCAUCUAGAUUGGGACACCCUUUGCUUGGCUCACUUAUUUACACUAAAUGGUCUAUCAAAAGCAAUGUUUUGCCAGGUGAAACACAAGGAGGUAGAGUUGAGCGUGUUGAAGAAUGUCUAAUCUUUGUUAAAAUCAUACCCACAGUGUGUAAGAGUCCCUCUGGCUCUAAAGCUGCCUUUAAAAGAGUACAUCAUUCAGCUCCCUUUUUUGAUCACUUUGAUGCUCACUUUUUUGUUCAGUAGUCAUUUUAACACUUUAAAUUGAGCAAACUUGUACAGGCUUUCUUGUAACAAGAUUGUAUAGAAUCUGUGAAAGCUAAAACAAUCCAGAGUUUUAAGUUCUUAUUCAUUAAAAAAAAAAAAAAAAAAAAUGCUUCUGUCUCCAUUUUGCAUUCUUGGAAUGAAACCAAUCCAAGCUUGUAUGAGAUUUAGUGGUAAUGCAUGAUCUUAUUUUGUAACUCUUGAAUUAUGUAUUUGAUAAUAAUGUAAAAAUGUACAGUAUUGCUGUUGCUAACAAACUCAAGAGUUGAUUGCCUAUAAAUAUUUUGGUUAUUUUUUUGGUCACACACAUUUGAGCUGCUCAGUAGUGCCAGACAGAUUUUUUUUUUUUUAAAAAACAGCAUUUCUUGUAUAAAUCUCUUCAGUCUCUAUGCAACCUUCAGAAUGAAGCUCUAUUGCUUAAUUUGACUUAGACUCCCUUUCAAGUUCUGUGAAUUUUAAAGGUAAAUUGAAAACACAUCAGUUACGCUACAGCAAACAACUGUAGUGAACAGGCAGUGGUAUGGCUUCAGUCCUAAUGAAAACUGAUGCUAAACUUCAACAGAAAGGGUCUGUAUAAAAAUCAGAAUAGGAAGGCUAAACUUUUUUUCUACUACCUAUCAAUUUAAAUGUAGAAGCAUUUUGGUUUUACAUGCAUCACCAUUUAGAUGGGCCAAACUUAUUUCAUACAGAGCACACUUGAGAUUUUUCUCGUGUCAUAAAUUCUGUACAACGUAUCCAGAUUUGGUUCUCCAGAGGUGAAAGGGAAGAGACAGGUCGUCAUCUGCAAUUAUCAAAAAGUCUAGUUUGUACCGCUGCUUUUCCUGGCUGUUAGGGAAAUACUGAGGUAUUGCAGAGAGGCUGUCGAAAGUGAAAAAAAUCUUAUUUUGGUGCUUACUGCACCCCUGACUUAGCCUAGCAUUGGUCUGUUAACAAUGUGCUGUGAAAAAAACUGAGAGGCAAACUGUUGGUUUACUUACAAACCAUGUUGGUGAAGUGAAAACAAGGGGUGGGGUGGGGUGGGGGCAAAUUAAGUUGUAAACAUUUUGACCUGCUUGCAUGGAUUUUCUUUAAAGAUUGAUGUAAGAAUUUUGACUUUUUAUAUUUGAGAAAUACCAGAAUAAAAUCUAAAUUAGUCCUGUG